AUGGGCGAAGAUGACGGGUCGGAGAGAUCGUACGACGGCUCUGAUGCCGAUUACUACUACGAGCUGAAACAUGAGCGCGAUGAAAGGAAGCAGGUGAAGCUAAAGGAGCGGAAGGAGAAAGAACGACAACGAGAUAGGGAGAAUACCAAGGAAGAAGAAGUUCGCGUUGCAUACAGAUCUCUCAGCGAGGCUAGGAAGGAACGCAAGAGAGUCCCGGCCGGACCACUUGCUGGUCAGAGCUUCCAGCUGUUCUGCAGCGAUCAUGUUGACCAUUUUUACACCUCUGAUUACUACCCGACCAAGAGAGUGGACUUUUACUGCCUCGACGACACAAGCAAUCCCGGUCGACACAACCAGAAGCCUGGACGCGAACUUGCCAUGUUACAUGGCGACGUGUAUCUCAAUGGAAAUACCAACUACAGCUUUGGCCCGUUCUUCCCCCCGAAGCGAGCGAGUCGGCAAACUUUCAAGGUCAGGAGCGACGAUGACAUGUACGAGCUGUCGUUAAAGUUCAUCGGUGGUGAUUACCUGAGGCUGAAACUCUCCCGGGAAAUGGUGUUCAUGAAUCCAUAUAGCUCGAGCUCCCCAGCUCCUCCCGCGGCUGCUCCGGAAGUGUUCGAGUUCGUUGGCAUCAGGCGCGAUCUCGAGAAGGAGAAACGGGAACGGCAGGAGAUGAUGAGAAAUGUGCGCAGCCCGCCAUCGCCCCGCGAGAGUUGGUUUGAGAUGAACCAUCCCAUGGGAUCUUGGAACUUGUCACGGUUUUGA
Molecule: messenger RNA, 765 nt
Organism: Capronia epimyces CBS 606.96
Lineage: Eukaryota; Fungi; Ascomycota; Eurotiomycetes; Chaetothyriales; Herpotrichiellaceae
Exons: 1
Coding region: 1-765 (254 amino acids)
Source: RefSeq, a predicted model, not a curated record